Molecule: messenger RNA, 3929 nt
Organism: Pseudophryne corroboree (corroboree frog)
Lineage: Eukaryota; Metazoa; Chordata; Amphibia; Anura; Myobatrachidae
Product: KAT8 regulatory NSL complex subunit 1-like
Exons: 14
Coding region: 73-3120 (1015 amino acids)
Cellular component (GO): NSL complex
Molecular function (GO): histone acetyltransferase binding
Source: RefSeq, a predicted model, not a curated record
GUUGAGGGGAGGGGGGGGAAGGUUUUUUUUUCUCGCUCACCCGCUACGCGUCUCUUUCACGCGAGUAAACGAAUGGCCGUGCGUGAUUGUGUGCCAAGCCGCUCGUACGCGGGCAGGAAAAUCCGGGGAGGCGAUCCGUGGCGUUCCCCCCGUCCCCCGCUGACAGGAGUGGUACGGCCCAGGGCGCGGAGUGACUGGCACGGCACAAGAUGGCGCCGGGCGGGGUGGACGCGCAAUGGCCGCCCCUGCAGAGGAGGAGGCGGGGGGAGGAGUAAAGGAGCUUUGUUCCCCUCGCUGCUCGGCUGCUGGGGAAGAGAAGGCCGUACCGCCCGCGUCCCGGAGACAGUCGUCGGCUUGGGAAUUGGGACCCCACGGCCGGGUCAUGAAGAGCCCGGGGCCCCCGGAGCCGUGACGCGCGCCCCGCCGCCCGCCCGCGCCGGAGAUCCCCGUAUGGCGGACAUGGCCCCGGCGCUGACUGGAGCGGCCCCGCACCGGCUGAAGCUGAGCGCCCCGGCCUGGCAGCCGCUGCUGCUGAACGGGGGGAAGGGACGCGUGAUGCCCGGGGGGAGGCAGCAGGAGCCCGGGGUGAGGCCGCAGGAGGAGCCGGAGGCCGGGGUGAGGCCGCAGGAGCCCGGGGUGAGGCCGCAGAUGGAGCCGGAGCCCGGGGUGAGGCCGCAGGAGGUGCAGCAGAGGGCCGCCCGCAUGUCCGGCCGGCAGCAGGAGCUGGGGGCCCGUGCCCGGACGCUGUGCCGGCGGCUGCAGGUGAUCCAGGCUAAGCAGGUGGAGCGGCACGUCAGGCAGCAGCUGUCCGGGCUGGUGGAGCUGCUGGCCCGGUGCGGGGAGGACGGGCUGCCGGGGACCCCGCACAUGGAACUGGACCGGCUGGCGAGCAGCUCCACGGCCCGGCUGCGGGCGGCCCAGGGCGGCUUUGACUCGGACGCUACAGAGAGCAGCUCUGGCGGGGAGAGCGACGGCGAGGAGGCGACCGGGAGCGAGGAGGAGGAGAGCCCGGGGUCUGACCAGCACGCUGAGUGGAGGUGGGCAGUGGAGCGAGCCGCCAUUAUCUGUCGCUGGACCUGGUUACAGGCUCAGGUUUCUGACCUAGAGUUUCGCAUACGGCAACAGACUGAGAUCUACAAACAAAUCCGUUGUACCAAGGGAAGUGUUGUUCUGGGAGACUCCUCACACUGUGAAGACGCAACAACGCGACCAUUUCCCGGACCCUCAGCUGUGCUGAGUGCAAGAGGCAGCCGGUUGCCUUCUGCUGUAAAAGCCCCAUUGGGGGACAAUCUGCGUGAAGCCACGUCUAGCACUCCCACCCCUUCUCUGCAAAACUCUGACAAACAGUGUUCCCGCCUUACACAGUCUGUUGAAAAUGUUGCGUGUCAAAAUCCACUCACCACACCAAUGUGUGCAUCCCCCGGAUCCCAAAAAACAUCUCGUCAAGUCAACGGAUUCUUAAAUUGUGUACGUUCCAGUCUGCCUUGUAAUGGUUCCAGCGAGGAUUCGGAGGAUGUGCUGGGCAAAAAACCACGUGUGGAGGCUCUGUCUACAUUACCAGCGGUCAUAGACCCCACCUGCAUGGCAGCCAGAAUCCGACCCCUACGCGGACACAAGAAACGCCGUUUGGUCAGGUCCAGCGAUGUCUCUGCUCUCAGUAGAAAGCCACAGAAGCAGCUGUCUACCAAGUGUGGCUGUGAGCCUCCCACUGCGUGUAUCCUAUGCGGGUGCAAGAGCUACGCCAAGACCGUACACCCCAGCACCAUGACGCUGAGUGAGCGUAUCGCACUAAUGGAUUCCAGCUACCAUCCCAUCCUCUCCUUCCCCUACGACACCCCUCUUGAUUUGCACUUUGAAGCGUUGCUGAAAGAAGACCGGCAGUUCCGGCUCUCUCACAGGCUGAAGGCUAUUAAGCUCUCCCAGCUCAGCAGGAAAUCUCUGGAGCGGGUGCGGAGAGACUGCUCGAGCCCGUCGUCAGACCUCACAGGCACAGGUUGUGCUUAUGGUAGGAAUGACCCAGAGAGGUUAGAUCUGUACCGUGCGGAGGCUUGGCAGAGAAACAUUAGACUAAUACCGGACUCACAGCUGCGAAGAACGCCUUCAGGGUUUCUGUUUCGAGAGGACAGACAAUACAAAGGGGUUCUGAACCCCAGCAUACAUGUGCCCACCCCUGUUACUCCGAGACCAAGCCCUUCAGUACAUCAGCUUUCUUCCUUCAUGGAGAACAUCCCUGGUUCAUCGGCCAGUCAGCAGAACAGUGCCUCUAUGGCUCUUAAGCGGAAAAGAUUUGAAAACUCUUAUGACAUUGAUAACAUUGUCAUUCCUAUGUCUAUGGCAGCGGUGGCGCGGGUGGAGAAAAUACAGUACAAGGAGAUCCUGACACCAAGCUGGCGUGUCCUGGACUCUGUGGAGCGAGAUACUACCCUGAAAGAGAACCCGCAGUUGGAAGACCUGUCUGAUGAAGCGUAUCUAGACCGUCACAGUACGUACGAGGAGAUGGAGCGUUCGCGGUGGGAUUACUGGACCUCCGCUGUCCCCCAGAGGCGAGGGAGCAGAUCCUCCAACAAAUCUGACGGUCGAUGGACGCCGCAGCCUUCUUCAAACAGCCAGGGGUCUCUCCAGCCAGCCUCUCCGGACACUGGAUGCCACAGCCUUAAUGAUGUCCCACUAUCCCUGUCAUCUGCUGCUGUUGACAACACAGAGCCUUACAGCACAGUCCAAUGCCUCUCUGUCCACAGCCGGCAGAGGGUGCUGUCCUGGAGCGAAGAUACCAGAUCUUCCACCCCGGAGUUCCCUGAUGAAGAGGAACGGGUUGUUCUACCAUGGGAUUCCCGCUCUUUUCCUCUCGCAGACAGAGACCAUCGAGCUCUCCAGGACUUGCCAGUCACACCCAGCAAAGGCCGGAACAAACCACACCAAGACAUCUUGUGGCACACAUCAAAUAAGCUUGAUGCACGAACUGAGAGCAUAGACUUUGGCAUGUCAACAGAAAACCUCGCCCCCACCUCCAAAGAACCCCCGUUACCUAAUAGCAUUUCAGUCGUUCGAUUCCAUGCACCCAGCGGUGAGAAAAUUGCAAGCCUGGAAUAUUUUCCAGCCAGGCCGGUCAACAAGAGAUGAAAGCUCUCCCCUUCUUUCACAAAAUGUGUGUGACCAGAGAAAACCACCCCAUAUACUUUAUUCAGUAUCAAGUGCUUGGCUGGCUUGCAGGCCCAAGUGGAGCAGUAGUGGGGUCCUGGGCUCGGCGGCACGCUGAAGCGAGAGGCCUGAGGCGAGGCACAGCGCACACGCUGAACCUCAUGCACUGAGCAAGGGUCGUAGGAAUGUCUCCUUAUGUGGAUGACGCCAGUUUCCUAUGGGUUCCAGAGGUAUGAAGGCUGUGUUAGGUACAUGGAGCCGGCUCGUGUAGCUGGAUGAGAGGAGGAUUUGCAUUCUAUAUGAAAAAGAUAUUAGGAGUCUGAAAGUUGGGGGGCUGGAGGAAAAUAAUCAGGUUUAGACCCUUAACUGCCAGAGGAACGAGCUUGCGGUAUUGGAAAGCUGCGUCUGGCAGUGAGGUUACAAGACCCUGUUUGGGGGUCUUGAGUUUCCAGUCACUAAUUUUCUAUUACUGUUCCAAUCACUGUGUAUUGGUUGCAGGAGGAAAAGCAGGGUAUCCCGACGUUUGUAGCAUAAUACAUAGAACUCUGCUUGUGUUUCUCACCAGGACUGCCCCGAGUUUGCAUAAGAUUGUGAUGUCUGUGCAAAGAUCUCAUGGGCUGAAAAGAUAUGUUGCAACCGGACUGAUUUCCUUACCCUUCUCCCUUUCCCCCAGGAACAAAUUCUGUAAUUAUUUAAUGAAUGGGCAGGAGCGACUCCUGUCUGAGAAUAGCCUGGUGUAUAUGGAUAUAUGGAGUUAGAUUGCUAAAUAAAUUCUAAAUCAUAUUAGAUAA